Molecule: messenger RNA, 3321 nt
Organism: Erythranthe guttata (spotted monkey flower)
Lineage: Eukaryota; Viridiplantae; Streptophyta; Magnoliopsida; Lamiales; Phrymaceae
Biological process (GO): proteolysis
Molecular function (GO): aspartic-type endopeptidase activity
Source: RefSeq, a predicted model, not a curated record
AUGGCGAACGUUGAAGAUAUCUCGUGCGUGACCGAGGGACGUGGCAGGGAGGCCCACGUAAACAACAAGAAGAAGAGGGACCACAGCAAGGCUCGUGGGGAGAGUACGGUGAAUGAGGUCGUGCUAGCGGAGCUUAGCGAACGAUUCGAGAAGCUCGAGCACGAUACGGAGGUGUUGGAGAAUCACGUCGCCGAGCAACUCGACUUGUUUAGGGACAAUGAGACGUUGCGGGAGGAACGGUUGGAUCGAUUUGAGGCUAUCAUCCAAUCCCUCCAAGACAGCAUCGAGGGGAUGCGCGGCGACUUGGCCUUGUGCAAAAAGGCAGCGGCUAACGGUAGCGUUGGUGCUACUUCGAGUCCAAGGGUGGACUGCCCGAAGCCAACGGGAUUCAACGGCGUAAGGGACGCCAAGGAAGUCGAGAACUUCCUAUGGAGGAUGGAGCAAUACUUCGAGGGUAUCGGUCUAGUCGACGAGACGACUAAGGUAAGAACUUCUUCCCUUUACCUUUCCGAUACGGCAAUGUUGUGGUGGCGUAGAAAGCACGCCGAUAUCGAGAAAGGCAUUUGCCGAAUCGAUACUUGGGAAGAGUUCAAGAGGGAACUCAAGCGACACUUCUACCCGGAGAACGUCGUCUAUGAGGCUCGAAGGAAGUUGAGGGAACUCAAGCAACGAAGUUCAAUCCGCGAGUACGUGACGGAGUUCACCAUCCUCACCCUUCAAAUUCCCAACCUCUCUGAGGAGGACCUUCUUUUCCACUUCACCGAUGGAUUACAAGGCUGGGCCAAGCAAGAACUCCACCGACGAGACAUCAAAUCCGUCGAUGAAGCUAUUGCCGCCGCCGAGUCCUUAACCGAGUAUCAACCGAGAGAGCCGUUGCGAAAAGAGAAGUGGAACCCGACUAAAGGCGGAGAAGAGAGACGGGACAAUCAUAGUCGGGACUAUCGAGACAACCGAGACCCAAGGCGAGCGUCAACCUCGAGGGGAGGAGACAAGCCAUCCUCACGACAACAACUUGAAGAGAAGAAGAAGUCGUUUGUGCCUAAGGGAGGAUGCUUCGUGUGCAAGGGGCCGCACGCGAUGAGUCAAUGUCCCAAGAUGGGGUCAUUGUCGUCACUCUUACAACAAGAGGCCGAACAAGGCACAAACGAGGAGCUAGGCAACAUGGGAUCGCUCCAACUUCUGAACGCCUUGAAGGCUAACCCGAUGCCGGCAACAUCAAGCAAGGGGCUGAUGUACGUGGAGGCCCGCAUCAACGGUACCCCAGCAAAGGUGAUGGUAGACACGGGAGCGACUCACAACUUUAUCACCGAGGACGAGGCCAAGAGGGUUGGCCUACGGUGGACCAGACGAGACGGUUGGCUCAAGGCCGUUAACGCUAAGGCACAACCGCUCAACGGUGUAGCACGAGACGCGGAGCUGCACUUAGGCACUUGGAAGGGCCAAGUGGACUUUUCGGUAGCACCAAUGGAUGACUUCAAGGUGGUGCUAGGCAUGGAUUUCUUCCGCAAGGUAAUGGCUAUCCCGAUGCCUUGUUUCAAUUCGGUUUGCAUCUUAGAGAAGGGGACACCUUGCAUGGUACCGGCCAUCAACGGCACCACAAAGGAAGAAAAGACACCACCGAGGCAACUGUCGGCCAUGCAAGUUGCCAAGGGAGUUCGACGGGGCGAGCCAACAUUUAUAGCCACUUUAAAGGAGGACAACCCACCCGUCGACAAAGCGGAGGACGUGCCACCGAUCAUCCAAACCGUCUUGGAGGCCAACCAAGACGUGAUGCCACCGAAUUUGCCCAACAAGCUUCCACCUAGGAGGGAGGUGGAUCAUGCCAUCGAGUUGGAGCCGGGAGCCAAGCCACCCGCCAUGGCUCCCUACCGCAUGUCACCGCCGGAGCUUGAGGAGCUCCGAAAACAACUUAACGAGUUGGUCGAGACGGGGAAGAUCCGACCAUCGAAGGCACCUUACGGCACACCGGUCUUAUUCCAAAAGAAGCACGAUGGUUCUUUGAGGAUGUGCGUGGACUACCGGGCGCUAAACAAGGUAACCAUUAAGAAUAAGUACCCUAUUCCCUUGAUAGUCGAUUUGUUCGAUAGGCUUGGUAAAGCCAAGAUAUACACGAAGAUGGAUUUGCAAAAGGGUUAUUACCAAGUUCGCAUUGCCGAAGGGGACGAGCCAAAGACAACGUGCAUCACUCGAUACGGUUCUUACGAGUGGCUUGUCAUGCCGUUCGGGUUAACCAAUGCCCCGGCAACAUUUUGCACUCUCAUGAACAAGAUUUUCCAUCCAUACUUAGAUCGGUUCGUGGUGGUCUACUUGGACGACAUCGUCGUUUAUAGCAAUACCAUGGAGGAGCAUGUCAACCACCUUCGCACUGUCUUCCAAGUACUUCGGGAAAACGAGUUGUUCGUGAAGAAAGAGAAGUGCGAGUUUGCCAAGGAGGAGGUCCAAUUCUUGGGGCAUAUCAUCGGGCACGGGCGACUCCAAAUGGAUGGAGCGAAGAUCAAGGCUAUCACCGAGUGGGAACCGCCGACUAAGGUAACCGAGUUACGAUCCUUUCUUGGUCUUAUCAAUUAUUACCGACGGUUCAUAAAAGGGUACUCGGCACGAGCGGCGCCACUAACCGACUUACUCAAGAAGAACAAGACGUGGGAGUGGCCCGACUCAUGCCAACGGACGUUCGAGGACUUAAAGGCAGCGGUGAGCCAAGAGCCGGUCCUCGCCUUACCGGACUUUGGGAAGUCGUUCGAGUUGCACACGGACGCUUCCGACUUUGCAAUUGGAGGGGUCUUGAUGCAAGAGGGGCAUCCGAUCGCCUUCGAGAGCCGAAAGCUCAACGAGACGGAACGGCGCUACACGGUCCAAGAGAAGGAGAUGACCGCCAUCAUCCAUUGCCUUCGAGUAUGGCGGCACUAUCUAUUAGGCGCACCGUUCGUGGUCAAGACCGACAACAUUGCCACGAGUUACUUCCAAACGCAAAAGAAGCUCUCGCCAAAGCAAGCACGGUGGCAAGACUUUCUAGCGGAGUUCGACUACGUUUUGGAGUACAAACCGGGGAAGGCAAACGUUGUGGCCGAUGCUUUGAGUAGAAAGGCCGAACUCGCAGCGAUUAGCUCGACAAGGGGGAACUUGGCCGACAUGAUCCGAGAAGGGCUCGAACAUGAUCCAAUGGCCAAGGAGCUAAUUCGACUCGUCAAUGAGGGCAAUUUCAAGAUCGUCCGCACUUGUUCGAGGCAACGAGGACGUCGCCGGAUUAGGCGGGGGAGGAUGUCACGGCCCGCUAGUUUUGACCCAACCCCUUGCCGAUUUCCCUUGGGUUGGGGAGGUUAA